This is a messenger RNA of Capsella rubella, 1321 nucleotides long. RefSeq names its product auxin-responsive protein IAA27. The transcript has 5 exons. Gene Ontology annotation, cellular component: nucleus. The record is from RefSeq and is a predicted model, not a curated record. Lineage: Eukaryota; Viridiplantae; Streptophyta; Magnoliopsida; Brassicales; Brassicaceae. Gene Ontology annotation, molecular function: protein binding. Gene Ontology annotation, biological process: regulation of DNA-templated transcription. Bases 137 to 1066 code for a protein of 309 amino acids.
UAAACCUUACAGUUGAUCUCAACUUCAGAAUUUUUUGUUUCCCAUUUCUCUCAAGAAAGUGUUAUUUUUUUUUUUUGGGUAAUCACUAAAUGCUUAAAAAGUUUCUCCGCAUACUUAUUUGAAAGAAAGAAAAAAAAUGUCUGAAUCUGUAGCAGCAGAGCAUGAUUACAUAGGUUUGUCAGAGUUUCCUACCAUGGAAGCAACAACAAUGUCUGACAAAACCAAAACCAGAGACAAUCACAACGUCCUCGAAGACGAAGGUUUGAACUUCAAGGCAACCGAGUUGAGACUUGGGUUACCAGGUUCUGAGUCACCGGAGCGAGUAGACACAAGAUUCUUGUCUCUCAAGAGUAGCUGUCCUGUGUCAGGUGCCAAAAGGGUGUUCUCUGACGCCAUUAAUGAGUCUACCAAAUGGGUCUUCUCUCCUGGAUCCACUACUGCUACUAAUGAUGCCGGCUCGGGUUCUGGUCCCGGUUGCUCCGUCGUGAAAGAUGGAAAGUCUACAGCUUUCUCUAAACCGGCCGUUCCGGUUAAGGAGAAGAAGAGCUCUGCAACAGCUCCAGCUUCAAAAGCACAAGUGGUGGGAUGGCCACCAAUUAGAUCAUUCAGGAAGAACUCAAUGGCAUCUUCUCAAACUCAGAAACCAGGUAAUAACUCAGAGACAGAAGAGGCAGAGGCUAAGUCUGGACCAGAACAACCUUGCUUGUAUGUCAAAGUGAGUAUGGAAGGUGCUCCUUACUUGAGAAAAAUCGAUCUCAAGACUUACAAGAGCUACCUUGAGCUCUCUUCCGCUCUUGAGAAGAUGUUUAGCUGCUUCACCAUUGGUCAAUUUGGGUCUCAUGGAGGGUGUGGCAGAGAUGGGUUAAACGAGAGUCGCUUGACUGUUCUCUUGCGUGGUUCUGAGUAUGUUGUUACCUAUGAAGAUAAAGACAGUGACUGGAUGCUGGUCGGUGAUGUCCCUUGGGAAAUGUUUAUAUGCUCCUGCAAGAAGCUGAGAAUCAUGAAAAGCUCUGAGGCUAUCGGCUUAGCUCCAAGGGUGAUGGAGAAGUGCAGAAGCCGGAACUAGGGAAUGCCAUUUUAUGUGAUAAUUAUGUUUGAAAAAAUAUAUGCUUUUAAGAAAUGUAAUAGCCAUUUUGUUUUGAAGUAUUUUUGUGUUUUGUGUGCUAGGAGUGACCUUUCUUAAAACAGCCUCUACUAAGCUUUAAUAAGGCAUCUUCCUCUUCUGUCUCUAAUCAAUCUAGUAGAUCAUAUGGGUUUGUAUAUGUGUGUUUGCCAAGGAAGACUUCAUAAUUCAUAUGUAUAAAAGGUUGGUAGUGUGUAA